Molecule: messenger RNA, 600 nt
Organism: Colletotrichum paranaense
Lineage: Eukaryota; Fungi; Ascomycota; Sordariomycetes; Glomerellales; Glomerellaceae
Exons: 1
Coding region: 1-600 (199 amino acids)
Source: RefSeq, a predicted model, not a curated record
AUGAGUCGUAUGGGUAAGAGCCUCUGGUCUGAGGCCACUCGUCAGGACCUAUCCGCUGGAACCAGAGCUCUGGCCAAGAAUAGGUCGCCCGGAGAAGAUGGCAGACUCGGCUUGCGGGGUCGAGCUGGCAACAGGCUAUUGUCUUGGGGUGUUGCUACGGACAAGCGGAAGGAGCAUUGCGUUUGCCACGAACGGUCAACAUCGAAGUUUCAAUCCAUCUACAAGCAGCCUUGGACUCCACUCGCCGGUCGUACGAAAGUACUGCGAUGUUUCCAGGCCUACAAACAGAAACUUUUCGAUCUGACGAAUCUCAUCGCCACGCCCAGCUCUCGGCACCCACUUGUUCAGUACACCACCCCAGGACUCACUCAGCAGCCAAGAAAUUGCCAGCAUCAGACUCAGCAGCCAGUCGGCUUCUCUCCGAACCACACCCACGGCAGUUGCCACGGAUGUGACAUGUCCGCAUGUGAUCUGGCCAGGCGCAUCAGCCUCCAGUCGUGGGUUCUAUCCCACGGCACCGGGGGACGCCAAGUCCACGUUGAUCCCGCCGGGACCCAACAGAUGCCCGGUGAUGUUGCUCUAGCAAGAAGCACCGGAUGA